GAGCCCUUCGAGGUGAGCUCCCUCCACCUCUUGGACACCGUGACGCUGCCCGAGCACAUGUGUGCCUGCAGUGCCGGUUCAGGACGUGCCAGCAGCACUGUCCUUGCUCUGCUGAGUGCAGCUGCCUGGCAUGGUUUCCCCAGGACCCCAGCAAGGGGAAGGCUUUCUCCCCUCUCCCCACCAACCAAACAUGUGCCAGUGCAGCCCACCUGUGCUGUGGGGCUGGAGGAACGCUCCUGCCAGAGCUGGCCAGAUGCUCGGCCCUGGCUCCAAGCAACACCAGCGGCAGCUGCUCUGCUCUUUCCUUCCAGGUCUCUUUGCCUGUGUGGGCUGCGUGCCCAGACGGACGCGUCGCAGGGAGAGCGGCAGGGUGUCAAGUCCUGUCCCUGCCUGUGCCGCGACUUUGCUGCUGCAGCGCCUGCAAGACCAGGAGGGUGUCCGAGCGCAGGUGUACCGUGAGCUGGAGAGCGUCCUGUGUGAAGAUGACAGCCGCCUGCCAUGCGGACUGGUGAACAGGCUGCUGGCAGAGGUGUCCCAGGACCUGACGGCUGCCCAGGACGUGACAGACAACGUGAGGUUGGCUGCCAGCAAUGUCCUGGUGGCUCUGGCCAGGACGCACUUCAGCUUGGUGAUGGCCGAGCUCCAGGGCCACCUCAAGGCUGCGGGGGAGAUGACCAAGGAGUUGGUGCUCAUCACCUUGAGCAAACUGUUCAGCACCUACGCUCCACAGUGCAUCCCCUUUGUGUGGCUGACGCUGGCCAGCCUACGCAGUGUGGUGGACCAGGUGAGGAGCGGCCAGAUGCUGCGCAUCGCUUGUGCUGUUGUGAAGCAAUGGUCAGAUGGAAUCAAGGUUCACUUGUCCUCUGGAAAGCAAUGCCCCUGGCGUGCCGUGGAGAAAGAGCGAAUCUAUGAGAAUCUUCACCAGCUCUUCUUCUCCGUGGUCAGGCACUGGCAGGACAGCAAGGAGGAAGAGGACAAACAGGCUGUCCUUGGGGCUGUGGCUUCCAUGAUGGCUGUCCUCCUGCAAGAGGAGCUGCACAUCUGGAAGCAGUUCCUCUGGCUCAUGCACCCAUGUCAGGAGAUCCAAGACACCUGCAGGGUGGCCAAGAGCCUCACUACCUUCCUGGAGGUCUUAGAGGGAGUUCAGUGUGUCAUCCCCAGGGACAAGUUUCUGGCCAUCACCAGUGCUGUGUUCUACCAGCUCUCUGACGACACCAAGCAGCACAGCGAGGCUGAUAGCGCAGAGCUGACCCACUGCAUCCUGCUGCAGGCCCGAAUGUGUCCAGAGGAAACCAUCCUGUUUCUUCAGUCGCAGCUGGAGAAUGAAUGGGAGCCUGGAUGUGUGGCAGCCCUGGGUCUGCUCGGCGCUCUGGCUCGCUCUGAUGAGCCCGUUGUUACAGAGAAGCUGCCCCUGGCUGCGGAGGCUGUGCAGCGUCUGUGCAGCGACCUCAGGCUCCGGGUGCGGAGGGCCAUUCUGUAUUUCAUCAAGGAUCUCCUCAGUGCUGACACCCGGAGCUGCUCAGCUUGGGAUGUGGUGGGGCACAUCUUCAGAGAGUUCAGCCGCGCCACGGGAAGAAGGGCAGCCGGAGACCUUUCUGCCCAGGAAGCUCAGGAAGAAGGAGCUCUCCAACAGCUGUGCAUGGACAUCCUGGGGUCACUGGAUGUCUCCGUGAGAGGGAUGUCCAAACUCCUGUGGCCGCGGCUGCUGCUCUUUGUGGUGCCAGCCCAAUACACGGGCAUGCUGAUCCCGGUCUCCCGCUGUGUCCAAGCACUGGCUGAGAGAGAGGAACUGACAAGGCGGGAGAUUGAAGAGUUGGAUCCCCAUUUCCUCAGCUCCAUGUUUCGAGGCCCAUGGCUGACUCCCCAGACACUGCUGGUGCGCCUGUUGGUGGUGGCAGGGAGCCCUGUUGCAGGCAGCGAACUGCAAGCCGCUGCCUUAGUGCUCAUGCAAAAGCUCCACAGCAGGAUCCACAGAGCACUGGGGGCCAUGUGGGAUGCAGAGAUCCCCCUGCUGCUGCAGUGUGUCCAAGGGAAAGAAGAGAGCUUCCCAGAUUCUGCAGCGUGGGAGCGCCGACUGCUAAAGUUGCUGAGGGCGUCAGUGGAGACGGUGGAGGACGAGGCUUGGACCAAGGGCCUGAGCUGUGAGCUGAGCCGGUACCUGAGCAGCUCUCCCAGCAGCUCUGGAGAAAAGUCCUUCCUGUACAAGGCUCUGGGGACAGUGCUGGGAGCUUGUAAGGGAGUCCUCCAUAUCCAAGAGAAACUGCUGCAACACCUGCAGGAAGCAAACGCAGAGGAACCAUCUGAGGCCCAGGGAAUGAUCUCUCUUCUCAGCCAUGCUGCUGAGAGCAACUUCCGUGCAGUCUUGGACACGCUCACCAUGUUUUCGUCCAGGCUGUGCAAGGGCCGAAAUUCUAGGAUUUCCAGGCACAAGAAGAUGGAGCUGGACAGCACGAGAGCUCACGCCACACGCAGCGCUCUCGUGCUCGCCCAUGGCAGCUUAGCACUGUGUGCCUCCAAGGAAGAACUGCUCGCCCACGUGGAGGGAGACAUUGUGGGCAACAUCCUGCUGCUCUACAGCUGCAGCUGCCAGGACUUGCAGAACAAGCUCGCGCUGGUGCAGAGCAUCACCAACUUCAGCUCUGCCUUCCACGCUGUGGGUGACUGCUUUAAUCUGUCCUUGAAGGGCAAGCUGCUGGAGAUCCUGAUGGACUUGCUGAAGAGGUAUCACUCAGGCAUCCCUGUCUCCCCAGUGCCCCUCAAGGUGGUUCUGGCCCUGGAGGAGUUGAGCAAGCUGAAGCCCUCGGGAGAAGCAAAGGACAUGUGUGAAAUGUUGGCUCUGUGCUGCAGGAGCAUUGUGACUUACCCUUCAGCAAAGAUGAUGCUGAAGAUCAGGAAGUCACAGCAAGCAGCUCGGUACCUUCAGCUUCUGCAUGCAUCUUUGAAAGCUCUGGGCCGGAUGAUGGCAGCCCUGCUUGAGACAGAGCCCACCCGUGACUUCUUCCAGAACAUAAUCCAUGUCCUGAGGAGACCAAUGACAUCAGGCAACGUGUGGGAGCGCAGGAGGGCCCUGCAGGUCUGCUCCCAGCUGCUGGCUGUAUGUGAAGAGCUUCGAAGAGAAGAUGCCUGCCAGCACUUUGGCUCCCUGGUGGGAUUUCUGGCGCCUCUAACGUGUGACCCCAUGCCCACCUCCCGCCAGUUGGCUGUCACCUGCCUGAGCUCCCUUCUCCGAAUCCAAGCCAAGGUGACCAACAGAGUAGUCGAGAUGGGAGACCCUGGGAGCCUGUGUGAGGGGCUGCACGCCUGCAGCACAGUCGGUCAACUCCGGGCCUCGUGCAAAAUCGCAAGGAUGGUGUGCAGAAACUUCCCCAUGGAACGCACCAUCGACUUCUUGAUGGCCAUCAAGGAGACCUUCCGAAAGGCCAAAGGAAUGCGUGUGCGUGCUGCUGGACAGUGGAUGAUCACCUUUCUGCAGAUGUACAGAAAGGACAUCUGUCGAGACGUGCCACUGAUCCUCUACGUCCUGCGGAGCUGCACAUCAUCCACACAGCAGAGCAUGUUCAUGCCCUUCGUGUGCCAGGCGGUGGUCAUCCUCACCCGCUGUCACACGGAGGUGGCGAUUGACAAUUUCUCCCGGUUGCUUGGGCCCACCGACAGCGAUACAUGGAGGAGAAUCAGAGAGUUUUGUCUGAAAAGGUGGAGGCGGUAGAAGAAAGCGAAGCGAAGCAAAGCAAAUCUGAGAAGGGGAGGGAAGAGAAGAAAAG
Tympanuchus pallidicinctus (lesser prairie-chicken) is the source of this 3761-nucleotide messenger RNA. Its product is annotated as maestro heat-like repeat-containing protein family member 2B. The coding region runs from base 131 to 3706 and encodes 1191 amino acids. Lineage: Eukaryota; Metazoa; Chordata; Aves; Galliformes; Phasianidae. Gene Ontology annotation, cellular component: cytoplasm. The transcript is spliced from 30 exons. The record is from RefSeq and is a predicted model, not a curated record.